AGAAGUUAUCCAGAUGGUUGUUGUGGAACAGAGCUUGAGCUUUAUUGUUAAAGAGCUGAGUGCUUGGUAUAGGGAGCAUUUUAGGGCAUUUGAGUUAUGUCCCACGUCACAAGUCUCUCUCAUUCAACUUGGCGCCUUGGUAGACCAGUACCCCUUGGCAGAUUACAGGAUUGGAGGACGGCGAAUGGUGACACUUAAACGAUUCAUACACAUAAAAGAUUGAAGAAUGGCACGACAUCUGAAGUUGAGGGUCAUUGUGGACACGGAUGACUGUAGAAGACUUGAUCUCCAUUCAGGAAUGCCAAAAACUCUGACAGAGUUACACGAUACAAUUUGCCAAGCAUUUGGAAUUGAAAGAGACUUUCGUAUUCAGUUCAUGGAUCCUGACUUCAAUAAUGAUUUCAUGAAUGUUACAUCAGUACAAGACAUACAGGACCGAAGUACGAUCAAGGUGGUGUACAUACUUGAUGAUGUGGGUUCGAGUCCAUCUUCUUCAGUGCAGAAUGCUCCCAGCACUCCUGGAUCAUCUGGAGCACCAGUAAGCAGGCAAACAUCUUCCAGUGUGUCGUCAUUAUCCUCAACAAACUCGGAUAGCACCAUUAUUCUGCCACGUACAGACACUGAACUGAGAACACGUGCAUGGCCACGCAAAUUCCCCAUUCCUCUCUUUCCAUACAAUGUAGAGGUGCAGCUUCGACGUGGAAAUGAGAGCUUCAGAGAAACUGGCACUCGACUGCAGAUCACACCAGGGCUGAAAUCGGACAUCUUGGAGAAGCUAGCCGAGGACAUUUUCCAGUAUACGGCAUAUCCACAAAAUCUCCAAAUAGAGGAGGUAGCAGGGGCACUCGUCCAAAAAUGUCCCUGUUUGAAAGAACCAUCUGCCACUGGUUACUAUGGCUGGAUGAUUAGCCUAAAAUAUAAAAUGGCUAAUUACAGGACAAAGAUGCGAAACCUUGGCUGUCCAGAAGUGACUGUAAAUGCUUUGAAAAACAAAUCAAGUGAUGAAUGCAUCCCAGCCAAAAAUGUAAAGAAACCUAAAAAGGCUGAAGUCAACUAUUGUCCUUCACACCCUGCUGGCGAAACAGAUGAAAGCCUAGAAAAUCUGAGACUUGAACUAUUGAAUGAUGUCAGACAAAGAAGCAAUGCACCGUGUGUAAAACAGAAGAUGUCCAAAACAUUCUCCUACAGAAGAAAAGAGGUGGUGCAGGGAAAUCUAUCUGCUGGAGAGUUCAAAGCCAGGUGGCCUGCACUUUUCCAUAUUGAUGAGAUACAUGCUGAAUUCCAGCGCAUAACAACUAUCCCACUUGAAACGGCCUUCAUGGCGCAGUUGGACAGCCAUCUACCUCAGCUGACAUCUGUCUUCCAGAAGAAGGGAGGAGUUGUUGGCCAGAAACUAGCCAAACAUCUGGCGAUUUUGCAAAAGGUAAAUGCAACAAGUGAUGUUAACCUUAAAAGGGAAGCAAUCCUCAAGGCACUUUGCAUCCACCUUGGUGAGGAUGAUGGACAUCUCAUUCGGGAGUAUAUGGACAUCGGAGGAGAUGACAUCACCAGAGACCUGCAGAAAUCUACCAUGGGCGUAUACGUCAUCAACAAGGAUGGUGGAGAACCUGGACAUUAUGACGACGUUGGGAUUUUUGUUGAAGGACUAAUCAUUCUGGACAACAUUGGAUCUGUAGCCCGAGCUUGUGCCAUCAUGCUGGGAGUCAUCUAUACACUGAACAUGGCUUACCCCAAAGAGCUAAGGUACUACUAUGAAUUCAUUCAGAAAGUGCUCUUGCAAAUGGAUGGUGAAAGGCUUUCCCCCAAAGUCCUUGGACUGAAGAACAAGAUACAUGCUGGACUGUAGGAUUUCUUCAGCCGCUCUUGUGAACCGAUGCCACUAAAGCAUUACAAAAACACCAGUCAAACCUCAAAGGUUGGGAGAAGAAUGUGGAAAUGUUGAUGGACUUAGAAGACAUGUAUUACAUGUAUUAAUGUGUAGGUUAUAUUCUCCUCAGCUGUGUAAGUCACAUGCUUCAUGUUACGUCAGGAUUUAUUCUCUGUCUGUUUCCACUGCACUUUGUUGCAUUUCGUUUUUAUCGAAACGGCAACUUUUUCUACCUUAGCCAAGCGUAAAACAUUUUAUUUUUUAUAUUGGCAAUUUACAUCUAGUUCUGGAGAAGAAUGUAAAAAUAUUACAUGUAUUAAUGUGUAGGUUAUAUUCUCCUCAGCUGUGUAAGUCACAUGCUUCAUGUUACGUCAGGAUUUAUUCUCUGUCUGUUUCCACUGCACUUUGUUGCUGUCAUGGCCUCCACCUCUGCCUAGUCUGUCUCUCCCCAUGCGUGUGUGUGUCCACAAUCCAAUCACCUCUGCUAUAAGACUCCGGCCCUGACUCCUCCACUUCGCCAUAUCGUAGACUCUGUAACCACAGUCAGUCACGUCUCCUGUGCCUGCAGCUUCAAGCCAGCCUGACUCCUAUCCUGUCUCCAGACCACCUCCAACGUUGGACCCUGUCCCGCUCCUCCAGGCUCUUCUCCCUGCACUCUCCAACCUGGUCAGACCUCCGUUCCCUUGGACUCCGUCUAGCUUCCCUGGCUCAGACCCCCCUGCCCAGUAAUAUUCAAUAAACGUUAUUAUUGUGUUUGAAACUCCUGCCUCCUGUCUCUGCUCAGCUCCUGGGUUCCCUGCUAGCCUUAACAGUGGCCAGAUUGUACUGUUAAGGCUAACAGGGAACCCAGGAGCAGAGAGUUUCAAGCAAAAUAAUAACGUUUAUUGAAUAUUACUGGGCAGUAGGCAGGGGGGUCUGGGCCAGGGAAGCUAGACUGAGUCCAAGGGAGAGGGGAACGGAGGUCUGACCAAGUUGGAGAGU
Molecule: messenger RNA, 2848 nt
Organism: Trematomus bernacchii (emerald rockcod)
Lineage: Eukaryota; Metazoa; Chordata; Actinopteri; Perciformes; Nototheniidae
Exons: 5
Coding region: 227-1846 (539 amino acids)
Source: RefSeq, a predicted model, not a curated record